AUGGAAACAACGAGGCAUUGGAGACUUUUAUCCAAAGGAUACAAGAAACUCCCAUCAAGCAACUUGGCUUCAUCUCAACAUGAGAAAAACAUAUUCAGAAGAUUUGUGAAAGUAGCACCCUUGAAGAUCAUAGCAACUAAAGCCAUCAGAAACUUGAAAACCAGGUUACGUAGACAGAAAGAAAAUUCAAGAAAAGUUAAAGAAUCCCAUUUGGAAGAUGAUGAUGAUGAUGAGUAUGAACAGAUAACAGUUGAUGACAAGAUUCAAAACCAGCACAAGGACCAGAAUCAGCGUUUGAAUCGCCAGCAGCAUUCAACUUCUAUGAAAAUAUAUGUCAAAAUAGCCUCAAACAAGAAAACUAUUGUUGUUGAAGCAAGAGGUUAUCACAUUGUCCACGAAAUCAAAUCCAAGAUUCUUGUUGCUGAAGGAGUCAAACAAGAUCAGUACUCUCUAUUCCAUGGGGGGAAAAGCCUUGAGGAUUACAGGACAUUGGUGUCACUUGGAAUAAAAACCGAAUCAACCCUUCAUUUGAUCUUCCAUCCUAGAACUUUGUUGCCAAUCAUUGUUAGAACCCCAACUGGGAAGCUUCUGAGUUUCGAAGUACAAGUCUUGUACACCAUUCGCAAUGUCAAAACAAUCGUCGAGAGCUUUGUAGGGUGUCCAGUCGACGAAUGCAAGAUAUUUUACGCAGGGAAUGAGCUCGAGGACUGCAAGAGCUUGGCCUUUUAUGAGAUCGAAGAGAAUUCGACUUUGGAGCUGCAGCCUUCUUGGAUUCAAAUUUUUGUUAAGACUUGGAGCUCAAAGACCAUAACACUCCAUGUUAUGAGAUCGAAUUCAAUCAGAGAGGUGAAGGAAAAGCUCUUUUGCAAGGUGGGAAUGCCAAUUUGCAGGCAGAAUAUUGUAUUUUGUGGAAGAAUACUUGAUGAAAAUCGGAGUCUGUUGUGUUACAAUGUGGAAAAGCACUCCACUCUUCAUAUGUUAUUGAAACAUUGA
Molecule: messenger RNA, 993 nt
Organism: Humulus lupulus (European hop)
Lineage: Eukaryota; Viridiplantae; Streptophyta; Magnoliopsida; Rosales; Cannabaceae
Product: polyubiquitin-like
Exons: 2
Coding region: 1-993 (330 amino acids)
Biological process (GO): modification-dependent protein catabolic process; protein ubiquitination
Cellular component (GO): nucleus; cytoplasm
Molecular function (GO): protein tag activity; ubiquitin protein ligase binding
Source: RefSeq, a predicted model, not a curated record